GCUGCCCGAACACGGAAGAGCAGGAGAACAGCGAUGACGGACGGAGAGGGCGGUGGGUGGGGGGUUGGGAGGUGAGGCGAGGCGAAGUCUGCAGUUAUUAUGCUGCGCCGGAUCCUGGCCUUGCUCGCUCAUCCUUGUUUUCUCCCCAGCAGCAACAGCGGCCCCGGAACUGUCAGGAGCGGCAACAUGUUCUACGCGGUGCGGAAGGGCAGGAGGACCGGCGUGUAUCGCACCUGGGAGGAAUGUAAAGAACAAGUUGACAAAUAUAAAUAUGCUAGCUUCAAGAAGUUUUCAACAGAGGAAGAUGCUUGGGACUUCAUAAAUGAUGGAUCAACAGGCACAUCUCGUCAUUCAACUGGUUACGAUAAUGCAGCUUAUGAAAGACCAAGAAAUAAUAGGUUAAAGGGUAAGAAGACAACAUCGUGGUCAGAUUAUAGUUCAUACAAGAGACCAUAUGAACAGCCCUCAGAAAACCAACGUGAGAGAAAGCGUGUAAAAUAUACUGAGGUACCUUACACACCUCCAGAACGCAAAGAUGAAUUCUCAUAUACAGGAGAUUAUGCAGUUGUUUAUACUGAUGGGUGUUGCUCAAGUAAUGGGCGCCGUAAAGCACGUGCUGGAACUGGUGUCUAUUGGGGACCCGAUCAUCCUUUAAAUAGUAGUGAAAGACUUCCUGGGCGGCAGACUAAUCAAAGGGCUGAAAUACAGGCAGCUUGCAAAGCAAUAGAGCAAGCCAAGAGUCGAAAUAUCAAUAAACUGGCAAUCUAUACUGACAGCAAGUUCACCAUCGAAGGUAUGACAAGCUGGGUUAAAAACUGGAAGAAGAAUGAUUGGAAAACAUACAAAGGAACAGAUGUAACCAACAGGGAAGACUUUGAAAGGCUUGAUAAGCUUUCGGAAGGCAUGGAUAUUCAGUGGAAACACGUUCCAGGUCAUUCUGGCUUUGCUGGAAAUGAAGCAGCUGAUCGACUAGCAAAAAAAGGUGCUGGAAAGUCCUUGUCCUAGAAUGUGUUAGAAAUAUCCAUUGACUUUGGGGGCAGAGUAACAACAUUUUUGACUAACAGGCUGUGAUUGUGGUGGAUAAAUGUGAGUUUUACUGACUUGCCAUCCAAUUUCUUGAUACUGAGAAGCCCAGGUUUGGAUACUAAGGAUUAUUCUAAAGAUGGCAUGAGAUAUUUAAACAAAAUGCUUGUUUGAUGCAUUCUGGUUAUGAAGAGUUACGACACCGCAGAAUUUUACGUAAGGCGUUUGUUUCACAGUUGUACAUUCAAGAGUUGUGUUUUAUAUAUAAAAAAAUUUAAUAAAA
Molecule: messenger RNA, 1306 nt
Organism: Zootoca vivipara (common lizard)
Lineage: Eukaryota; Metazoa; Chordata; Lepidosauria; Squamata; Lacertidae
Gene: RNASEH1
Product: ribonuclease H1
Biological process (GO): DNA replication, removal of RNA primer
Molecular function (GO): RNA-DNA hybrid ribonuclease activity; magnesium ion binding; nucleic acid binding
Source: RefSeq, a predicted model, not a curated record